AUGGCAGAACUAGAUUGCGCCAAGUCCCUGAUCUGCAACAUCGCCCCUCAUCUCACUACAAACCACUGCUACAUCAAUGCCAAAGAAGAAUUCGUGCAGAUGGUUAUCAACUUCUUCCAAAACGAAGGCCAGCCCUUCUCCAUUGACGAGUACCGAUUCCUCCUGAGCGAGCUCCUACUCCAACUCCAGAACGAACAACUAGAAGUUGAAGCCGAGAGAGACAUAACGUUCCCCGAAGUGCCAAUGGGGUCAGCGACAACCCAGGAAGAGCUCAACAAGUCCAUCCUCGAAUGCAGGGAGCGCGUCCCGGAAUUGGUAGCCCGACUGAUGGAACUUAAUCAGUACGCCACUAACCUUACAGCGUUCCCCGACCAGCUUACUAUGGCGGACCGUAUCAUGUCUCUUGGUGACCGCCUUAGGCCGUUGUUCCCUCGCGCACGGCAAACUGGAGGCUCGUUCUUUCAGUCUAGGACCAUCGGUGUGCUUUCUGUCUGGCUUGACCAUCAAAUCGUACUGAUCAAAUGGGACGGCGUGACUCCAAACAAGCUUAUUACAACGCAGAUAUCACAUUUAACGCGUUGCAGAAAAUUUGUCGAAACUGGGAGUGCUGUUUCGUAG
Messenger RNA from Morchella importuna, 618 nucleotides. RefSeq lists its product as uncharacterized. Bases 1 to 618 code for a protein of 205 amino acids. The record is from RefSeq and is a predicted model, not a curated record. The transcript has a single exon. Lineage: Eukaryota; Fungi; Ascomycota; Pezizomycetes; Pezizales; Morchellaceae.